Molecule: messenger RNA, 999 nt
Organism: Striga hermonthica
Lineage: Eukaryota; Viridiplantae; Streptophyta; Magnoliopsida; Lamiales; Orobanchaceae
Source: the annotation of a GenBank genome assembly
AUGUGCGAUUCACGAGUCACCGGCUUUCGAUUUGUUGUGCAAGCAGAGCAGACGCUGUUAAAACUCCAGGCGACAGAUUUUGUAGACAUGGCGGGUCAGUUGAUAAAAGAAUGGACUGCAAUUCACCAAUUUCCAGCUGCCACUCAGGAGAAAUUGGUUGACUUACUGGCAAAAUUGAAGAAUGAGAAUGUUAACACUUUGACAAUCCUCGUGAUGGGGAAAGGUGGUGUUGGAAAAUCUUCCACCAUUAAUUCGAUUAUUGGGGAACGAGUGGUCACUGUCAGUGCUUUCCAGUCUGAAACUCCAAGGCCAGUGAUGGUUUCGCGAUCUCGAUCGGAUUUUACACUUAACAUUAUCGACACGCCAGGGCUUGUUGAAGGAGGAUAUGUUAGUGACCAGGUCCUCGAGACAAUAAAAAGCUCCCUGGGCAGGUUCCUUCUGAAUAAGACCAUAGAUGUUCUGCUUUAUGUGGACCGUCUGGAUGCAUACAGAGUGGACAACAUGGACAUGCAGAUCGUGAAAGCUAUUACCGAUAGCUUUGGAAAGGAGAUAUGGCAUAAAGCAGUGGUUGUCCUUACACAUGCUCAGCUUGUACCUCCUGAUACUUUGAGUUAUGAGGAGUUCUUCUCCAAACGAUCUGACUCCCUUUUGAAAUGCAUCCGGCUAGGAGCUCGGAUAAGCAGAACGGAGCUUCAGAAUGUUGCUCUUCCUGUUGCGUUGGUUGAGAAUAGUGGGAGGUGUAAGAAGAAUGACAAUGACGAGAAGAUCCUUCCAACCGGAACUCCUUGGAUUCCAAAUCUGGUCCAAACGAUCACGGAUGCCGUCUUAAAUGGAAAAAGGGGCAUUCUUGUGGACAAGAAGUUGAUUGAGGGCCCAAAUGUAGACGACAGGGGAAAGAAAUUUAUACCUUUCAUCUUGGCCGCACAGUACUUCUUGGUUAUCAAAAAUAUACAGAAGUGGAUCAAGGCUGACAUUGCUCGAGAGGCCGAGCUGAAGUGA